Molecule: messenger RNA, 7150 nt
Organism: Formica exsecta
Lineage: Eukaryota; Metazoa; Arthropoda; Insecta; Hymenoptera; Formicidae
Exons: 20
Coding region: 1373-6352 (1659 amino acids)
Cellular component (GO): cytoplasm
Molecular function (GO): adenylate cyclase activity
Source: RefSeq, a predicted model, not a curated record
UAUAUCAACUAAAAAAAUGAUAACAAACUAAACGUAUUUUGUCAGUAUGUGACAUUGAUUUGAUUCGAAUUUCGCAGAAUGAUUCUUAAUGUAAAUUGAUGAAAACAAGGAAAAUACUAUAUUUUUCAUAAAGAAUGUGCACGUUUAUCUAAUAUUUUUUUUUUAAUCUUGCGUCCCCACAUGCACGUGCAUAAAUUAGAGUAUUUCGAGUUUAGAAAAAGUUCCUAUUUUAAAAUUUUACUUUUUAAUAGACAUUUCUCUCUUCCUUCUUUCCAGUAUUGGGAAAAGGGUGAGAGCUGUCUACGUUAGAAGGAAAGCAGACGGCGUUUUGUGCCAAAAAAAGAAUCUGAAUAAUGGAGCGGUAGAAAUGUGAAAGUUAAGUAAAGUUUUUUCAUGGUGGAUUUUAUUAGAAAUUAGUGUAUAAUGUUUCAGGAAACCAAGUAACAGAAUAAUAAUAUUUGAUUAUGAAAAUAACAAUAUUUAAUUUAAUUUAAUUUAAAAUUUGUCAUUUUUACAACAUUUUCGUCAUGGUACAAGAAGGUAAAGGAAGAAUAAAAGAAUAAAAGAGACGUAAAGUUCCAUGUGACAAAAAGCGUGACAUAACCGGCUUAACUGGCGCAUAACAGUAAUCCCAAGAGAGGCUACUAAAACAUAGCGGAUUUGUAUCUUUUAAACGGUAGGAGUGAACAGUUGUAUUUGAUAAAAAGUAUACGGUGAACAUCGAUGAAUCGGUAGUCGCCACUGACCAAAGUGGGGGACACAGGGGCUGCAAAUGUCCUGUUCAUGAAUGUUCGAGGGGAAAACCGUGCCAUGAUUGGCCAAGCGAACUGGAGAGAGAGGGUAACUGCCCCUUCAAUGAUUAUGUAUGGGACCUAGAAUUCUUUCAGAGUCCUGAGCGCUCAGCUGAAGCUUAUUGCUCCGUUGCUCGUCAAACCCGUCGUUUUUGAUCAUUUGUAAGGUCGUAGUAUACGGUACUCUAAUAGAGAUACCUGUUAUAGAAAGACUUAGAUUUCGGUGCGGGUAUUCGAUUAUUAUUGCUAUAAGACUAAACUUAAAAAUAAAUAACAGUAUAAGUUACUCCGCAUCUGUGUUUCUCAAAUUUGUUUGUGAGAUAUAAGCAACUUUCUAGUCGCUUCUGUAUUCGCAAAACAAUAUAAAGAGAAACGAACUAUUUCAGUCAAGAAACUAUCCCGAGAUACAUGUUAUUACGGUUUUUUAACGAUAUUGAUCGAUAUUUUGUGGGUGUGAUCUGUGAAAUCUUCAUCUGGAAAGAAGAAACGGGAUGCUGCCGCGAAAAUAGGUGUCAGACAUCAACAAGAUUCAUUAUUGAUAAACGUGAUCUCGGCUGACAGUAAAACAAGAUAUUCAGAAGAUGUCGGAAAAGCAUGGGAAUGAUGGCAAUGAUUCCGGCAUUGGCUGUUCUCCUCCGAGCAUCAAAUUGGAAGGUGAACGGAAUGAAACGGUGUCCCUUCCAUGUUGCUUUCAACAAUCGCCUACGACUGAAUCAACAAAUCUGAACUACUCCGAAUUGAUCAGAACCGAAACAGAAGCGUUUCAGAAGCGCGGAGACGUUGAUCAUGUGUUUACGGGUUCCGUAAAAUGUGAAUUAUGUGACUUCAAACCUACGAGAUUAUUUCAGUAUUAUCAUCAUAUAAUCGUGCAUUGCAAAAGAACCAGCGAGUCAGAGUCCGAAAUUGAUCCAGCGCAGGCGCUAAAUAUCGAAUCUUUACACAAUGGAGAUUAUUCCCCCGAAGAAAUCCAAAGCAAAAAAAAGAAGCGACGUAAAAAUAUCAAGCCUAAAAAAUGCAAACAUCGUGACUGCGACUUCGUAACGACCGAGGGAUUGGAUGUGACAGAAGCGAAAAAGGAACUUUGGAUGCACAUGCGUAAAAAUCACAAGUACCCUCUCGUCUGCCGUCUUUGCCCAUUCGUUACCGAGCCCAAACAUCAUAUGGUUUACCACUGGCUUGGUGAUCACACUAAACUCAGGCCGUUCAAAUGCGAAGAACCUAACUGUACGUAUAGUUGCGUGGCCAAGUCAAUGUUAAACAGUCACUUAGUACGCCAUUGGAGCGUUCAUCAGUACAAUUGCAAGGAUUGUCAUUUUAAAGCCAGAUUACUUCACGCGAUGAAGAAGCAUAUGAAAGAGAAAAAUCAUACUCAAGUGCUGGUACUGAACGAGGACGGUACGCAGAAUCUGACGGCCGUUAUUGAUGUAUACAGUAAAAAACGUGGACCCAGACGGAGCACCCUUGCUAAAAAUCAGGACAAAUCGGAUCAUAGCGAUCUCAACCAGUCGAGCUCAUCAACUUCUCCAGAACCACCUCAAACUCCAAUCUCUCAUUCUGAAGAUCAACCACAACUACAAUCAGUUGAGUCAGAAAGUAACAUCAACAGCAAUAACAACCAGUCGAAUUUAUCAAUAAUGUAUUCAUCGUUGUUUCAAACGCUAUAUAAUCUGAGUACUCUUAUAACAGACAGUAUUCUCGAUUGGAAAAACGGCAGUCAAAAUCCGACUUCUUGGAAUUAUCUGAUUUACUUGUUUAACUGUUUGUUCGGCGAAAACGUGGCAUCUUACAUGAACAUAGAAAUGAUCGAUCCGCAGAAUCGUUUGAACUCUUUAUUUAUUAUGCAAAAGAUGGUAGAUUUGCACAUCGAACAUAUAAGUAAAAUUGACGGUAACAAUUUCGAAACAAUUAAUAAUACCGGAGCCGGUCCUAGCAACGAUAGGAACGAUACUAUUCAUACUGACAAACUCUCGACAUUCAACGGAUUGGAAUAUCGGCCAGAAACACAGAAUAUCCCUAUACUAGGCCGUGCUAAUUUCGAAACAACUGACAGCAAAGCUGGUCCUUUCGACUACAGAAAAUAUACUAAUCAAGCCUCGACAUCUAACAAACGGAAGGCUGAACCGGAAGAGCCAAAUGACACUGACAAUAAUUACUUCAACUCAACUAACAGCAAUGAAACUGGUUCUUCCAACAAAGUUUCUAACAAAAUCUCAACAUCCGAGGGAUUAGAAUCCGAGCCACAGAUACAGAGAGACAAGAUUCCAAAUAAACCAUUGAGUAUCAGUAAAUUCAAGAUGACCGGCGCUACUAAACGUAAAGGUAAAGUGCAGACACGUUUUGCAAUAGAAGAGAACCCAGGACAGAAUAAAAUCGAAUCUUUCGAGUCUCCGAUGGACAGUGAAUACGGUUUACAAAGGGAAAGCCAGAUUAAUGUCACAGUAAACAAAAUAAUAAAAGUAUUAGAGCAACCAGACGCAAAAUUACCAUACACGAUGCCGAUAUUGUCGAACGUUACCACUAUUUCGGAUGAAAUAUUCAAGGAAAGGAAAUUUGAAACAAAUUCCACCAGACCAUCGUCACCUUAUAAAGCACGUUUGUCUGUUGACGGGCAACUAUUUUCCAAGACAGUAAUUGCUGAUACGAAAGAGAAAACUUCUACAGGAAUGGCUUACUGCGGCGUGAUCGGACAUAUUGCUAGAAAAUAUUACGCGGUUAUCGGACCGCCUCUCGAUAAAGUUAUGAGAAUAAUGAAUAUUUCUUACAAUAAGGUUUCCUGUGAUUAUGACACUGUAAUGCACAGCCAUUUAAAAAAAUAUCAAUUUCGUUCUCGAGGCGUGAGAAUAUUUGGACGAUCGGAAAAAUUUCACGUCUACGAAUAUCUCGGCGAUGCGCCGACGAAAAAAGAUUUGAACACAACUGCGUCUCUGGACUAUUGCUAUCCUAUUUUGGAUAGAACGGAAGAAUUGGAGUGUUUUAACAAUAUUUUAGAUGAGAUUGGAGUAAAAAAUCGGAGUUAUUCGGGAUUGUUAAUUGAGUUAGGAAUUAAAAUCUGCAUUUUGCUCGACGACAUUCAGCACAUGGAUUACAUGUCUUGGCAAUUUCUGUCAUCGGCUCUUGAUAAUAAGGAUGUUGUCAUGGCGAUGACGAUGUUGAAGCCGAAUUCGUGGGAGGAUCUGUCCCACGUGGAAGUAGAAAUUUACAAAGACAAAAGGUUCACGAAGCGUGCGUUACUCGGUCUAGAUGUAAAUCUACUUCCGACAUUCGCGUGUCAAUUCUUGAAUGUCUUUGCGAUACCCAGAAAAUUAAAUAGGAUUUUACGGAGGCGCAAGGACGGCCAUAUCGGAUGGUGCGAGGCAUUGCUGACGUUGAUACUUCAGAGUAACGGUUUAGACUUCAUCACGAUAUCGCCUGAAGAAGCGGGACAACACGAUCUCAUUUUUACGGAUACCUCCCUGGUGACAAAAUUGCCGAUUGAUCUAACGCUCGAGGAAAUUGCGCCACCUUUGUCCUGGGUGCAGAUGAGCGAGUUGGAUGUUUGUGUCGCGAAUGAGAAUUAUUCCAAGAUUAAUGAUAUAGAUCAUGACAUGAGAGGUAAAUCUUAUGUUGUUUAUAUAGAAAUAAUGAGCAAGAUCUAUCACGGGAUGAACCCGUACGAGCAUAGUUUUAUUACGUGCGCUGCUACGUUGGGCAAAGUGUUUAAACAAAGCAUGCUACAAAACGUAAUGCCGAAUUCAAUUCCACCUCAUACUAUUAGCGAAGCUAUCGUUUUAUCCUCACCUCUUUACGCGCACUGCAAAAUGCUGGAGUUCAAAGUCGAUUUAUUUCGCAGCAUGAUGUACGAUAUGCAGUCGAAUGAAGAAAAGCAAGAUCAUCACGCGGUAGCGGCCAAGAUAUACGGUUUGGAUGCACGAAAGUGCAAUUCCUGUGGCAACGGGCAUUUUCUACGAGUUCCCAGCAAGGAUAAAUUCCCCGAGGAGGAAAGCCCAACAGAUUCGCCUAGAGUUUCGCUAAUUCGUCAUCGAACCUUGAUUGACGAUCAAAAUAACAGAUCCAUGAAAUUAAGUAUACUUCCUCCGAGUGCAAUUAGCCCGUCAAAAAAGGAUGAGUGCGUUGAUAUCCGCAGAGUGUCUAUUAUGCCAUCGUUUCUCGAUGACGAAGAGAAAGGAGAAAUCGAUAAAGUGCUCGAUUUCUUUAUGGAAUACAGUGCCGGACUCAUCCAAACUGCGCAACCACUUUAUGCCAUUAAAUUGCUUUCAAUUGCCACUGAAAAGAAUGAGGCUGCCGAGAUAGGCGAAUGGAUAGAUGACAACGUAGAAAAAAGUAUCACGAAUAAAGGAAUUAUCCUAGCUUUAAUGGGUCUGUAUACAGAUUAUUGUAUAGAAAAUAAAUUGAGGACGGCGCAAGCUUAUGCCUUGAGAAGUUUCAAGCUGGCUUUUUCAAGCCUUGGUAGUUUUCUGGAAAAAGGCGAAAUAUAUCUCGUGACAGUUCAAGUUUUGCAUCGCAUAAAAAAUACCGAGUUAAUACGACAUAUUGAGAGACCGAUGCUUGCCGAAAUAAAAGCAAAGAUUAGCUGGCACAAUGUCGAAGAAGUAGCGAUGGUGGGAAAGAUCUAUCUAAUGAUGUAUCAAGUUAGAGCGCUAAGAGGUGAAUUGGAAGAAGCUAUAAAUAUUGGUAUGAAGGUUCUAAAAAUCUCUGGAGCAUUGCAUCUUAAUAAAUUGAUGCUUGUUAUUGUGCCAUCGUUAACUCAAAUAAUGCUAUGGACUAAACGUAUUAACGAAGCUGUCGAUUUGAUACAAGAGCUAUACUUUUUAGCAGAGGAGGACGUAGACUUGUCAGACAAGACGUGGUAUUAUGCUCUUUCUUUGCAGUUUAUAUUGGACGCAGGUGUAGUACUAGAUUCGUACGAAACGUUCUAUAAGUAUUAUGAAAAAUGUGUAGCUCGAAAAGACUCGAAAUUUUGUGUAUGGCGCGAUCCGCAAAGCUUGUGCCGCUUAUUGACAUGCCUGUGGUUAUACCAGCUUAGAAUGGGACACACGAUUACUGACGCGUUUACGACCAGGGCGGAAGAAUUUAUAAAGAAUGUCAGUUGCGACGAUUUUUCCCGAAUUUUUACUUGCAUCAAGGGACUUGAAUGUUAUCUAUUGAUGCUGCUCAGUUGCAUCAAUAUGAAACAAUCUGACAACCUAUCGAAUCUAAUUCAAGAUAUUUCCAAAAUUAUCAAAUGCUUCGAGAACAUUUCCAAGUAUGCGAUGGUCGUAAAACCGCGUUUGUAUUUGCUGAUGGCGUACCUAAAUGUUCUUCGAGGUCGCAAAUCGACCACGCGAUUUUAUCUGCACAAAGCACAAAAAUUUUCGAUUUCGCAGGGAAACAAACUGAUAGAAGCAUGGAUCAUGCAAAAUAAAAGGACGUGGAAAGAGAAGAUUUAUAAUAAUAUGGCGCGAUACUGGGUGGAGUACAUUGAAUCGCCAGAUUUCGUGGCUUGGCAGUAUAUUCAGCACUUUAACAUGACCACUUGGUCCACUAUUCUCUAUCCUUUACCGACACCUGAUUCACAUUUAUAACAAAAAAAUGUAAUACUGUUCGACACAUUAUUUUUUAUAGCGUUACAUUACUCAAUCGCAGUCUAUGAUUAUCUUUAUAGACGCUGGUUGAAAGGACAUAAUAGAUGUUGUAGCGAAAUAUUUAUUUAUUAAAGGCAUAUUACAUUUUUAUGUUCUAAAAGAUAAACACGACGAUCCCUUCGUGCGCACGAUACUUCGUCAAGGCGAAAUUUCCUCGAUUCUUUUCCUUUUUUCCACAAGUGACCUCCGCGCAUGAUAAAUCUUAAUCGCGACAGCAAUGUCACGAAUUUGCUUAAAUACGGAUAUCUUCGGUGACCGAUGUUUACGCUUACAUGUCGAUGAUUAAUUAUUACGUACUGCGAUUUAAUUAAUUGCUCUAUUUGGCCGAAUUUGGCCGAGUACGUCAAGGAUGUUUGCGAAUUCGAGAAAGAGAGAAAGAGAAAGAUGGAAAAAGAAAAGAAAAGUUACAAAAGAGAAAAGUUGAGGGGAGAACACGAGAAAAGUGAAAAGAAAGGUGCGCUCGAUCGAUCCUUUGACGCGACUUUACACGCACGAUAUCGUCGCAAUUUUGAUUUUAAUUAAUUUAAUUUAAUUUAUCCCAUAUAUAUAUAUACGCGCGUCUCGCCGAUUCAACUACGUCGUUUUAUACAUUCAUUUAUAGCACCGGCCAAAAUUCGCCGUUACUUAGAGGAAAUUAAUAGAAUUUUACAAAGAAAAGUUUAUAUAAAUUAUUUCUUCGCACACCAAGCGCCAAAAAUAUUUUUUUCCCUUUCCAAAAAAAAAAAAAAAUAUUUUAAG